Molecule: messenger RNA, 793 nt
Organism: Haliotis rufescens (red abalone)
Lineage: Eukaryota; Metazoa; Mollusca; Gastropoda; Lepetellida; Haliotidae
Exons: 4
Coding region: 193-732 (179 amino acids)
Cellular component (GO): extracellular region
Molecular function (GO): chitin binding
Source: RefSeq, a predicted model, not a curated record
UAUGACAGCUUAAGAAUAGUUACUUUAAUGCGCAAAAGUCAUUUUAUAUUCUGCCUGCUCUGAUAACGGCUGACAUUUCCAGAAACUGCCUGUGCUACGUUUAAGAAGCGUGACGCGUAUCUCAUCACUACCACCAGCAGUGGUCCUGUAUCAGACGCAGCCCUGUCAAGUUUGGAUCUCAUCUAUAACUCCAUGAUGUGUGAGUUUAGGGCGUUGUGCUUCUUGAUGCUGCUGAUUUCCGCCUUGGAAUCAUCAUCGGCAUUGAAUGCACCCACAAGCGACGUGAACCCCAUUUGCAUGACGACAACGGAAACACUGAUCGCCCACCCAACUAAGUGCGCCCAGUACUACGACUGCAACACGCCUGCCAUGGAAGACUCCUGGGAGCAGAACCUACAGGAAUGUCCCUUCCCGCAGUUGUACAACCCUGGAACACAGAGAUGUGAGCACUACAGCAUGGUCACGUGUGGCAGCAGGACAGAGCCCCUGGGGAAAUGCGAAUAUGACCAGCAUGCAUAUCUUGGGGGACCGGACUGUGGGCAACCGUGCCACGUUAACAACCCCACCUGCAGGAACCUCGCCGACGGCCUCAACGUCUACGAAUGGCGCCUCAACUCUCCCUACUACGUUGUGUGCGUUAAUCAGCGACUGGUCUACACUGGCGUGUGCCACGAUUACGGAACGGGAGCACCUAUUUUUGACGCCGAAUUGCGCGCCUGCAGGUGUUCGUAAAAAAUCCGUUGUUUUACAAAUCACAAUUGCAAUGUAAAUUAAAACUUUUCUCAACAACGUG